Molecule: messenger RNA, 354 nt
Organism: Penicillium robsamsonii
Lineage: Eukaryota; Fungi; Ascomycota; Eurotiomycetes; Eurotiales; Aspergillaceae
Exons: 1
Coding region: 1-354 (117 amino acids)
Source: RefSeq, a predicted model, not a curated record
AUGGCCGCUGGCCAUACCCGAAACUCAGAUUCCUGGAGGGAGCCGCCCCGUGGGAUCCGCCGUUCGCCGGCGUUGUCCACGGGGUCUGGACCCUUCAUCCGAGGGGCCACAUGCCGCAGCCUGCCAGCGCCUUCACGGGCGCCUGGUCGGAUCACCUGCGUGCGGACUGGUGCUGAGGAGUUUAGUGGGGGCAAUUGGAUGGUUUCAGCGUCCCCCCGGUACGCCGGGGGUGCCGCCGCAACCGGGCGCCUCGUGCGCCCCUUCCAUUUAACUACAUUCUACCCCUUCGGGGGUCUGGGCUCCCGGGACUCUCUCGCCGCAAGGCGGGUGGGCCCCCGGGAUGUCUUGCCAUGA